Molecule: messenger RNA, 372 nt
Organism: Cladophialophora yegresii CBS 114405
Lineage: Eukaryota; Fungi; Ascomycota; Eurotiomycetes; Chaetothyriales; Herpotrichiellaceae
Exons: 2
Coding region: 1-372 (123 amino acids)
Source: RefSeq, a predicted model, not a curated record
AUGCCUCCCAGACGAUCCAGAAAUGGCAACCACACCAGGACUACAGCAUUUGGCCGUGCCGGAAUAUGGAAGAGGCCACUAUGGCAGAGAGCCAUUCUUUGGCGUCUCGCAUUGUGGAGUUUCUUAUCAAGGUGGAUUUUGGUCGGCUGUGCAAUUACCAGUAGCUGGAAUGACUGGGGCCGGGAGGACAGACAGGACCCAGACGAUAUCGACGGAGUUCGCCGGCAACUGCAGGAGCAACUAGAGCGGAACGAAAACCAUGACGAAGUUCGGCGGCAGGCGCAGCAGCAACUGGAGCAGGAACGGAUCCGGAUCCAGGAUCAGUUCCUGGAUCAAAACCAGAACCAGCCUCAGGAAGAUGCAGGGCAUUGA